Hibiscus syriacus is the source of this 462-nucleotide messenger RNA. RefSeq lists its product as uncharacterized. Bases 1 to 462 code for a protein of 153 amino acids. Lineage: Eukaryota; Viridiplantae; Streptophyta; Magnoliopsida; Malvales; Malvaceae. The transcript has a single exon. The record is from RefSeq and is a predicted model, not a curated record.
AUGACAGCCUUAGUAGCCUUUAACUGCCUGCGAAAAUUAACCGUCGGUGGAUUCUCCGGAGAGCUGCAAGAACUCCCCAAUCUGAAUUCCAUCCAACAUCUCAGUCACUCCCUUCAAGUUUUGCAUCUGAUCGGACGGAGAAAGCUUAAGUCUGUCCCUCACCAACUUCAACUCCUCACCGGCCUCGAGGAAUUGACGAUAGACAAGUUUGAAGGAAUGGAAGCCUUGCCGGAGUGGUUGGGAAAUAUCUAUUCUCUAAAGCUUAUGCAACUCAUUUCAUGCCAUAAUAUCAUGUAUCUGCCUUCUGUCGAUGUUAUGCGAAGCAUACCCAAUUUAGAAAGAUUUUGUACUAUAAGAUGUCCUAAGUUAGAGACAAAAUGCGCCAAGGGGAGUGGCCCUGAGAGGUCCAAGAUUUGCCGCAUUCCAGAAACAAAUAUUACAGGUCGCUUGUUAUAUAUCUGA